Messenger RNA from Orbicella faveolata, 5067 nucleotides. RefSeq names its product voltage-dependent calcium channel subunit alpha-2/delta-3-like. NCBI's taxonomy places the organism in Eukaryota, Metazoa, Cnidaria, Anthozoa, Scleractinia, Merulinidae. Gene Ontology annotation, cellular component: voltage-gated calcium channel complex. The record is from RefSeq and is a predicted model, not a curated record. Gene Ontology annotation, molecular function: voltage-gated calcium channel activity.
CCUCAAUUUGACUUCAGUCGUUGAUAUUAAGGCGGGAAAUUUUACACCAUAUAGGAGAGGUAGGGGAAGGUAUCAAAAGACAAAGCCUUUCUUUGUAUUUGUUUGUUAACGAAAAAAGAUUUGUGCUGUGUUCGAAGGUAAGUAUAAAUUUUCAGGGAUGUAUAAAAACAGUACUCGCAACACAGCAAAUUUUGAAAGUGGAUUUUAAGGAGAGAACUUUCCCUAUUUUCCACUACUAAUUUUUUUCCAUGUGUAUCCCGUUGGUGGGUCGAUUAGUGCGACCCUAACAUGGUGAAGAAAGCCUGCACGAAAGAUCGCGCGUAGCCUCCUUCAAGGAGUUUGGCACUCUUCCCUACCCACUGGGGGAUGGACUGUCUCGUGACCCCGCUAUGGUUUCGGGUGUCACGCAGGGGUCAAUACCAUUGAUGAAUUUGCAUACCGUAUUUGCACAGCGAUGCAGUUGUGUUUGUGUUUUUCUUCGGUCCAUCCAAGGUUUAGAUUCUGCGGCUGCUGUGCUUAAUAGCUUUAUAGUUCCUGAUUCAACUCAGCGAAAGAUCUUCUUUCAAAUCGUACUUGAAAGUUGUUAAUUGAAAUUGCCAUUCAUCUUGGACAACUUCGGCAGCGUACUCACAACUGGGAGCGGUUUAUAAUUAUUUGCUGUCCGACCUGGAGUGCAACAGCUGUGAAGGCGAGGAAAAGACUUAAAUCGAGUUCACUGCGGAUUAUACCUUUGUUUGGUUUUUCAAUAUAUUACAUGAAGGCAUUCGGGGAGAUUUUCCGCUGUCUGGAUUAAUAUUGGCCCGGUGUAUUGAGUUGUAACCAUGAGGGUCACUUUCUGUAGUCCACCACUCCUGUUACUGUUCGCGAUCACUUUCGAAGUAUCGCUGCUUGCCGGGGGAUCUUUAGAUAACGAUAUUGUGAAGAAUUGGUCUGCACAUGUGGAGGGCUACCUUCUGAAACUCGCCGAAGAAGGCUUGAAAACUCGCGAGCUUCAGAAGUUGUACGACAGCGCGAAUUACACAGUGGAGGAAAAGAGUGGAUUUGAUACAAUCAACUCCGUAAAAUCACGGCUUGGGAAUUACUUUGUCAAAAAGGAAAAUACGGCAAGGAAAGUUGCUGAGGCAGUGGCUAAAUUUCAUGAUGAGUUUUACACCAAUAAAACUUUACAAGAAAUGGCCAAAGUUUCCACACUGCACCAGCUUGGGUUACAACAUUAUACAGACUCAGAUUUAUUAGAUACUUUACCCAAAGACUUGGAGUUCAACACGUUGUUCAAGCAGAAAGUCAGUAUAAGUAAGAGUUCUGUGAAGAUCUCUGAUCAGGUUGACAGGAAUAACCCGAAGUUAAUUGAAGCUGUCUUUUGGUCAUCUCUGCUGGAUAAUGUGUUCAAGGAGAAUUUAGAGAAUGAUCCAGAGCUUAGGUGGCAGAAUUUUGGUUCAAUCGAGGGUUUCCUCAGAGUGUACCCAAGCCGUGAAUGGUCCUUAAAUUUUGCUGGCUUCCACAUUGACUAUGAUCCCAGGCUGAGGCCCUGGUAUAUUGGUGCCACAUCAGGCCCUAAAGACAUUGUCAUCAUUCUGGACUGCAGCUUGUCAAUGGAAGGAAAGAAAUUCCACAUGGCAAAACAAGUGGCCAAGACAGUCUUGAAUACACUGACAAAGCAAGACUUUGUCAAUGUCAUAUGUGGCCAUGAGAGCCACUGGGAUGAAGUUGGGAAGUGGUUUGAGUAUAAAACUGAAGUGCUUAGCUGUCAGCAGAACCGGCUUGUACCAGCAUCCACUUCUCACAGGAAGGACUUGAUUGAAAAGAUUGAUAACCUGAAGGCUGGAGGAACAAGUGAACUCAAAAAAGCGUUCAAGUUGGCUUUUGAACUCCUUCAAGGAGGUGCCAGAACCGGCUGUCAGAGUAUCAUCGUGUUUGCUACAGAUGGAGUGGACAAUGAUGGGGACCCUGUGCGCUGUGGCCCAGGAUCCUACACCAGAAGUGGUUACGUGCCAGGGAAGACCUGCAAAUAUGACUGGAAUGACGUGUGGGAUGAAGUGACGGCCAGAAACAGAUACAUGAAUCCCAGGGCUCGAAUCUUCUCGUACCUUACCGCGGAUGAUGGUGAAGAAUUACCAGGAAAGCUGUCUUGCGACAACCAGGGCUAUAUGAAGAAAUUAACUGAUGAAGAAAACAUCAUCUCUCAGAUGCAGGAUUACUACAGUUUCUUAGCGUCCAAUACAAUCAGUAUCAGCAAUCUCACGUGGACUUCUCCCUACCUGGACGCGUCGGGCCUGGGACUCAUGGUCACUGUAGCCAUGCCUGUUAUCAGCAAAGUCACGAACAAGACAAUAGGCGUGGUUGGUAUUGACGCCACCUUGGAGGAAAUUGAGAACAUCUUGUUAAACGACCAGUGGGGUUCUGUGUACGCUUUCCUGGUGAAUGAAGGAGGAGAGACAAUCUUUCACCCGCUGCUGCGACCUAGUACCGAGCUCGUAGAUGAUCCAAUCUUCAUUCCAAUAAGCACCCUUGAACAACGCAACGGUAAACCAGUGAAGUUCAACUCGGUCGCCAAGGCCAUGAUGGAUGGCGAAACAGGCUCUCUUAGGAUCGAAGAAGCCAUCAGGAGCAUUCCAAAGGGAGAUUUUCAGGAUGGCGUGAUGCUUGUCACGCUACCUUCCACUUAUUACUACACGUCAAUCAAAGACUCCGAGUAUGUGUUUGCUUUCAACCUCGCAGACUCGGAUAAAAAUUACCGCAGACCAGCAUCGCCGCCACCCGGAUCGCAAAUCCCUGCUAGUUACUACGCUAACAUCGAGUCUUACAACUCCUCUGAAGUAAAGCGGGUGUUCGGUGACCUGUAUACAGACCUUAAUGUACAGUACAAUUUGUCUUUUUACCCCGAUCUUCCCGUGACGUUUAACGCUUCCACAGUGAUGCUGGGCCCGAAGACCUACUGCCAUCCCAACACCUUUCUGUUCCGAGAAAACAACAGUGAUAUCACGAUUGAGGCGCAUCGAUUCCUGAACGGAAAAGGCGAUAAUAUUGGUUGCCCUCAAGGGCGAUUUCGGACCUCUGUCAGACCUGAUGUAGAGAUCACGUCGUUGAUAGAGGACAUUUGGAAGAAUAAUCGUUCGAGCGAGAUUUUGAAGGACGUACCCUGGACGUACAUAGGGACACGGAGUGGCGUCUUCCGCUCUUACCCAGGCCACCGCUCUCGAAGGAACUUCGAUCCAACCAAGCGUCCGUGGUAUCAUCGUGCUCUUGUGAACCCAGCUAAAGCAGCAGUGUCGAACGCAUACAUGGAUGCUAAUGGAAUUGGAAAAGUGAUCACCAUUUCAGAAGCUGUUUUCCAGGCUCUUCCUAAAGUCACGUCCAAUAUCAGUUGUGGAAGCCUGGAAAAUCUUCUGGGAGGAUGCCCUUGUACUAGGCACGCUCAGUGUAUUUCAGGCAAAUGUCGUGUAUACGCUGGAAAUCGUUCCUUGUGUGCUGGGGAUCGCGUGGAGGCAGUUACAGCUCUAGAUAUCUUGUACAAUGACUUCCAUCAUCGGGUAUACGGGCUUCUCAAUAGCUCAGGGGAGGCCAAAUCCUGUGGAAUGAAUUACACGUGCCCUGAUGGCGAACAUCUGUGUCAAACAAGAUGCUACUUAGUGGACAAUUUGGCCAAUUUGGUCACAGACCCAGACUUCCUCAGCGUUAGCACUACAGACGCGCGGGAAUAUGAACGAGUGAGCCUGGGACGAAAAGAGGGCGACAUAAUGAAACUGUUGAUCACAAAGCAUAAGUUCUUUGUUCCGAAUCAACGGGUUGAUUUCCAGGGAAUAUGCAGUGUGUCUCCCUAUGCACCGAAAGUGACACUAGAAGGUAUCGUGAAGACCCCGGAGCAGGAAGAUGAUUACUACAAGAACAGAGGACCAAUCCCGCCGUUUAGGAACGAGUAUGGCUGCAUUCAAGACGUUGUGGGGUACACUUCGGACGAUUCGGUCCUUGGGCCCGAUGGCAUCAUUGCUGACUCAGUGGAUGGACCUUGUCGAUCCGGGAACUUCUUUCUCUCAGCUCUCCCCAAGACCAAUCUCUAUCUGCUGGUGAUAGAGAACUGGAAUGAGUACCGACAGUCGUAUUUCUACAACUUCAACUGCCACAUCAGUAACAGAGUCUUCGACGCAGGCGCAUUCCGCAUCGUGAACGGCACAUGCGCGCACAUUGACACCCAAACAAGUCUCAAGAAGAAAGAGAAGUGUCCUGCUCUGAAAAACGUGCAUAUAAAGUGUAGUUACAAUAUAGCUACUGCUUUAACAAUACCCAAUCUUCUACAGCUCUUGGUGGCUACCUUAAUUGUCAUUUCGAAAUGGAGAUGAUUUUUGUCAAGCUGAAUUUAUCGUUUUUUUCUAUGAAAAAUUAGUCUAUUUUUGAUUUUCAAAUCUAUGUUCAAAUGAACGUUCAAUAUUGAGUUGACUGCUGGCUUUUUAUACAUUUGUGUGCAUUAAAAAAUAUAUAUAACUUGUUUAGGAAUACCACCCCAAAAUUACAAUUGACAUGUGUAGUCAAUUUCCUAUGGUUUUACUGCAAAAUGGUCCGGGAGAUGCUAUAGUGUUAUAGUGUACAAACCGAUUUACAUGUAGAAAUUAUUGGUUGAUCAUUCUAGAAAGGGGUGAGGGUUGCUUUCUAAAUCAGUAAGUUUUAAAGGAGUAAUGCGGUGUUAAGCCAUUGAAAUCUAAUGAAUGUAUGUUUAUACAUGUCAAGUGACUGCAAAAUCAAAUUCACUUUUUUCUCUGUGAUUUCUUUGCAACUCCACAUCGGUCAGCGUCGUGUCCGUUUGUUGUCAUCUGUUCGUCUAUUGCACAACCUAACUACCUUCACCCUUUUUUAAUGUAUUGAUCAAUUUAGCAACUAUUUUGAUGCAAUCAGCAUUGCUGUACACGCAAAGUAGCAAUGCUGGCGAUCAAAUGUAUGAUAAACCUUUAGAGAAUUGAUGAGAUGAAGACUGGCAACAACAAGCCAAGCAACAAAGCCUGAUUUGGGUUUUGACCAAAUUUGGUAUUGUUAGAACCCAGGUUCCUCUCAUCUUGGCACUGUUCUUGCCAUGCG